Molecule: messenger RNA, 777 nt
Organism: Closterium sp. Naga37s-1
Lineage: Eukaryota; Viridiplantae; Streptophyta; Zygnematophyceae; Desmidiales; Closteriaceae
Source: the annotation of a GenBank genome assembly
AUGGCGCAGUCAACUUGGUCUGUCACGGCGUCAGCAGGAUCAGUGUCGCAGGAAGAGCAGCAGAGUGGUGCCUCGGAUCAGCCUCCCCUGGUGGUGGCGACGCGCGAGAAAGGCAAAAACGGCAAGCUGAUGAAGGCACUGAGUGCGAGGGGAGUGUCAGUGAUGGAGCUGCCGCUCAUCCAGCACUCAGACGGGCCCGACACCCACCGCCUGCCAGCCGUGCUUCAAGAGCCGCAGGUCGCCGGCGCUGAGGCUGGCAGUGGUGGGGGCGGCACAGCGGAGGUGUUCCACCAGCUGGGCGAGCCCGAGAAGCACCUCCUGCCCGUCCAGUUCGUUCCCUCCAUAGCCACGGCCAAGUAUCUGUCGGCUGAAAUCCCGGAGAUUGAAGGCGGCAACCGCCGGGAGUCGGUGACGAGUGUGGACGAGGACACCAUACAGAGAGCCGCCAGGGCUCCUGUCGUUGCUGUGGCUUCUCCCACUGCUGUCAGCCCCUCAACCUUCCUCCCACCACUUCCUUCUCCUCUGGCUUCCCUUCCCGCCUCGCCCCAUGCCCAUGCGCCCCAGGGCAUGGAUGGAGUGGUGGCGUCCCCGCACGCAGGCAUGGAUGGAGGUGGUGGCGUCUCGCACGCAGUGGGAUGGAGCUGCAGCGUGCAUAGGGGGAACUUCAGCCGAAGCUGCGAGAAAAGCAGGAAUCAGAAGGUGUUUGCCCCAGAUAGCCCUGGAAUUGAAAGUGUUAUGGAAGCACUGGAAGCAGCACCUGCUGAAGCACAAGCGUAG